CUGCGGGGAGUCGCCGCGUCCGCAGCCGAGAGCGACAGACGCGCACGCGCCGCCAGGGAGCCCACGAAGAUGUUCGUCAAGUCCGAGACCUUGGAGUUGAAGGAGGAAGAGGAAGUGCUGGUGCUGCUGGGCUCGGCCUCCCCGGCCUCCGCGGCCCUAACUCCGCUGUCGUCCAGCGCCGACGAGGAGGAAGAGGAGGAGCUGGGCGCGUCGGGAGGGCCCCGGCGGCAGCGUGGGGCCGAAGCCGGGCCGCGCUCACGGGGCGGCUCAGGGGCGCCGGCUGAGGGCUGCCGGCCCGCGCGGCUGCUGGGGCUGGUGCACGAAUGCAAGAGGCGCCCCUCUAGGGCGCGCGCCGUUUCGCGCGGCGCCAAGACGGCGGAGACCGUGCAGCGCAUCAAGAAGACGCGCAGACUGAAGGCCAACAACCGCGAGCGCAACCGCAUGCACAACCUGAACGCCGCCCUGGACGCGCUGCGGGAGGUGCUCCCCACGUUCCCGGAGGACGCCAAGCUCACCAAGAUCGAGACCCUGCGCUUCGCCCACAACUACAUCUGGGCGCUCACCGAGACCCUGCGCCUGGCUGACCACUGCGGCGGCGGCGGCGGCGGCCUGCCGGGGGCGCUGUUCACCGAGGCGGUGCUGCUGAGCCCGGGAGGCGCGAGCGCCGCCCAGAGCAGCAGCGGAGAGAGCCCGUCGCCCGCCUCCACGUGGAGCUGCACCGACAGCCCCGCGCCGUCCUCCUCCGCGUCCUCCCACUCCACCUCCCCCUAUAGCUGCACUUUAUCGCCCGCAAGCCCGGCGGGUUCAGACAUGGACUACUGGCAGCCCCCACCUACCGACAAGCUGCGCUACGCACCUCACCUCCCCUUAGUCAGGGACUGCAUCUAAGCCGCCUUUCGGCCGCUCACCCCCACACCUCAGUGGGUUACCUUUCCCGUCCCCCGCCGAGCCCCUCUUCCCCACUCCCGCCCGCCCCCACUUUCCACGCCCUGGAAACUAUCUGGCGUCCCAGAGGAGCAGUAGCCGCUUGGAAUCCCCUGGCUGCUGCAUUUCUGGCUAAGGGUUCCUCCGUGCGCUUGGGUUUGGUAUAUUGAAGCAGUGAUGAUGGAGUUUGUGAAAGAGGAUGGUGGAGUUGAGGUCGGGAGGGGGUGGGGGGCCGCGCGCGCUUCUUUAAGCUUGUAACAGAUGCU
Condylura cristata (star-nosed mole) is the source of this 1190-nucleotide messenger RNA. It is a transcript of the gene NEUROG2, whose product is annotated as neurogenin 2. The coding region runs from base 70 to 888 and encodes 272 amino acids. Lineage: Eukaryota; Metazoa; Chordata; Mammalia; Eulipotyphla; Talpidae. Gene Ontology annotation, molecular function: protein dimerization activity. The transcript is spliced from 2 exons. The record is from RefSeq and is a predicted model, not a curated record.